ACUGUAGCAUGUCCAUUAAAAUCAGGAGUUGCUCAUAUUCCUUCAUGGAUGAUCCAGUUUUCAUCACUAUUGCAUAAAAUAAAGAUAAAGUAGAGGCUCCAUUUUCCUCUCCUUUUUCCAUUCUCUCUGUAACGCCCAUGAUUUAAUCCUGACCAUUUCCCUCUUCUCUCGCUCAUGCUAAGCCUUCCCUGCUGCUGACUCCUCCCUCCAUUUCUAGCCUGGACUCUCUCUCUUACACACACACACAAACACACGCCCUCCACCCCCAUCGCUGCAGUGUCUCAACUGCCUUGGAGCAAACGGGAAAGGAUACAGACGUGUAAAAGGUAUAGAAAAGAUAGACAGACACAUACGUGUAUGUGCGUGUUUGGGAGUGUGUGUCAUUGGGAGUAUGAGGAAGACAUGAAAAUGAAGAAGCGUGAUUAAAAGGGUGGAUUGAUCAGAGGCGUUCUCUGCGUGCAAGGGCUCAUCUGCAGUAUCUUUUGUAAAUGGAUGCUGACUUGUCAACACGAAUCUGAGAAGAAUCCAUCUGCAACCUUGAACAGAUAAAUCUCAAUUAGGUGUGUAUGACUGCAGAAGGCUGACAAGGAGGACAGAGCACAGGAGCCAUGUGGGAAUGGAGUGAGAAGAAUUUUCCCGAUCGCACCCAUCAAGCGCAAACACUUCCUCUACUGACAUAAGAUAAACAUUGUCUGCCUUCCUCCAGAGCUUUUCCACAAGGAGAACCCCUGCUAUGAUACCCAGUUCCCUUGGAUUCAGCAGGCAGUCCAAGCUCAGUGCCAGGCACUGUGUGGGCAUCCCACAAGUCUGGGUUUUGCCCAUACAGUACUCACAGACUGCCCAAAAGCAAAAAGAAUGAAACACUCCUGAGUCACUAACUUCUGUGAAGGCUUUCCUAGUUGUCGUGACAUUGCCCCUGCCUUUAGUCCCAACAAUCCUCGGGCUCCUCCAAAGUUUCCGUCACCCCUUCUUAGCGAUUUGCUCACAAGUCAAGCGGCAGCACGAAUUCCUUUCCGCUCACCACGUGGUGGAGGACCAUGGGAUGCCGUCAGAGCUCGGAGGAGAAGGAAGCAGCUCGGCGCUCACGGCGAAUCGAUCGCCACUUGCGCUCAGAGAGUCAGCGGCAGAGGCGUGAGAUCAAAUUAUUGCUGCUGGGCACCAGCAACUCUGGCAAGAGUACCAUCGUCAAGCAGAUGAAGAUCAUUCACAGCGGCGGCUUUAACCUGGAGGCCUGCAAGGAGUACAAGCCCCUUAUCCUAUACAAUGCCAUCGACUCGCUCACACGCAUCAUCCGUGCUCUGACCACCCUUAAGAUUGAUUUUCACAAUCCUGAUCGCGCCUAUGAUGCCGUGCAGCUCUUUGCUCUCACGGGGCCGGCUGAAAGCAAGGGAGAGAUCACUCCAGAGUUGCUGGGAGUCAUGAAACGCCUCUGGGCUGACUCAGGGGUCCAAGAGUGCUUUCAGCGAUCCAAUGAAUACCACUUAGAGGACAACACUGCUUACUACCUAAAUGACCUGGACCGCAUAUCUGCGCCCGAGUAUAUCCCUACCGUAGAGGACAUCCUGCGAUCCCGAGACAUGACCACUGGCAUUGUAGAAAACAAGUUCACUUUCAAGGAGCUCACCUUCAAGAUGGUAGACGUAGGUGGACAGAGAUCUGAGAGAAAGAAGUGGAUCCAUUGUUUUGAGGGCGUGACGGCAAUCAUUUUCUGCGUUGAACUGAGUGGCUAUGACCUUAAACUCUACGAGGACAACCAGACGAGCCGAAUGGCUGAGAGCUUGCGCCUCUUUGACUCGAUCUGCAACAACAACUGGUUCACCAACACUUCGCUCAUCCUAUUCCUUAACAAGAAGGACCUUUUGGCUGAGAAGAUCAAACGCAUUCCUCUGACAGUGUGCUUCCCUGACUACAAGGGCCAGAACACCUAUGAGGAAGCGGCCGUCUACGUGCAGCGACAGUUCGAGGACCUCAACCGCAACAAGGAAACCAAGGAGAUUUACUCGCACUUCACCUGUGCUACCGACACCAGCAACAUCCAGUUUGUGUUCGACGCUGUCACGGACGUGAUCAUCCAGAACAAUCUCAAGUAUAUUGGGUUGUGCUAGGACAAGACGUUUGGUUGGUGGGUGGGUGGUUGAACAGGGGUUGUAUCUGUUUGUCUGAUGAUGAAUCUAAUUGAUGAGGUGCAACAGUGACAAAGAAAAUGCAAAUGAAAUGAGGUAGGGAAGGAUGGUGAGGAUUCCAACACUUUAUCGAAGAUAGAAAUUUAAACCCAAUGUGUUUGCACUGAAAAUGAGUAUGCAGAGACACCUAAACACACACACGUGGACACACAUGCACACACAGACAUAAACCUUUAUAUUUUCUCACACAACAUUGAGAGUCAAGCACUUCAUGUGACAACACUGGACAUGUUCGACAGUUUCCCCACCAGCCUGCCAAACAAAAGACAAAGUACUUGCCGAGUGGCUUUUCGUUAAUUUUUGUCUUUUAUUUUGUUUGCCUGAGGACAUUUAAUGCUGCUUUACAAGAAACGUGGGGGGAAAAAACAUCAAUGUUCUCCUUGAAGAUUUGUUUUCACUCUGACAAUGGUAAAGAAAGAGAGUUAGAGAUGGGGUUUUAGGAGGAGCCUGUGUUUCUUGGGGAGAAAUGUAAUGUGGGUAGACAUGAUGUCAAAGGUUUUUUUUGCCUAAAAGAGGAAACUGCCACAGUCAAAAGUUAAACUGAAAAAUAUUUUAUACACACUUUCUGUUCUUCUCUACCUAACUCUAUAAAGGUUGUUCUGUUCGUCUUUUCUUUUGCUUUUUGUGCAUUAAAAAAAAAGAAUAUGUAUGGCAAACCUGCCCUUUAAAGCAGGCCACUGACUUCUAAUACCAGGAGUGUUACGGUUCAUAGCAUUAAAAGUGUUCGGGAUGAUAAUUCUACUUUACAGCAAAUAUGACAUUAACAGUGCCAAGAUCCGUUUGUAAAUAAAACAAACUACAUUGAUGAUUAUUUUCUGUUUUCAUGGGGAAAAUACUCUUAAAACAUGCAUGAUUUUGUUACUUUGGGAUACCACUCUAUUUUCUUUGGAAUUUUGUUUUUGUUUUUUUUUUAGGUUCGAAUAAUAUAUUCCCAGAACUAUAUAUUGAAGUCAAACACUGUGUAAGAUUGUACAGUUAUUGAGGCAAGAAUCUAUUGAAGAGUUCUAUCAAUAUAAUUAAAGCGAUGAGGACUUUGAUGGUAAAAAAAAAGUUCAUGAUAAUGACGAGUAAAGUCUGAGAAAAUAAGAGGUG
Messenger RNA from Syngnathoides biaculeatus (alligator pipefish), 3275 nucleotides. RefSeq names its product guanine nucleotide binding protein (G protein), alpha z polypeptide (gene gnaz). The record is from RefSeq and is a predicted model, not a curated record. Gene Ontology annotation, biological process: adenylate cyclase-modulating G protein-coupled receptor signaling pathway. Lineage: Eukaryota; Metazoa; Chordata; Actinopteri; Syngnathiformes; Syngnathidae. Gene Ontology annotation, molecular function: G-protein beta/gamma-subunit complex binding; G protein-coupled receptor binding; GTPase activity. Bases 1038 to 2105 code for a protein of 355 amino acids. Gene Ontology annotation, cellular component: heterotrimeric G-protein complex. The transcript is spliced from 3 exons.